This is a messenger RNA of Erythranthe guttata (spotted monkey flower), 910 nucleotides long. The record is from RefSeq and is a predicted model, not a curated record. NCBI's taxonomy places the organism in Eukaryota, Viridiplantae, Streptophyta, Magnoliopsida, Lamiales, Phrymaceae.
UGAGGCUGAUGACGUCGGCAGAAACAUUUCUCUCUCUCUCUCUCCUCUCCCUUUCUCUCUCUAAAAAAUGAGGAAGAAGCGAGUGGUGAUAGUGGGAGGCACAGGCUACUUGGGGCAGCACCUUCUGCAAUCUUUGGCCGACGAUCCAGUUGCAAAUUCCACCUUAUCUCUCGCAUUCACGCAUCACUCCGUUCCUCCACCUCACGCGCUUCUCAAUGCCGUUCCUCACGCUCUCCCUUUCCACGUCGAUCUACGCUCCGGCGACGGCCUCAGUGCCAUCUCCGACGCAUUCGGACAGCCUGACGUCGUGAUAAAUUGCGCUGCGCUUUCCGUCCCUCGCGUGUGCGAAUCGGAUCCGGAAGCAGCCAUGUCUGUAAAUGUUCCUACGUCUCUCGUGAAGUGGCUAUCUAGCUUCGGAGAUGCUACUCUUCUGAUUCAUUUGUCAACCGAUCAAGUUUAUGAAGGGACAAAGUCCUUCUACAAAGAAGAAGAUGAGGCUGCUCCCGUGAAUGUUUACGGGAAAUCCAAAGUUGAAGCGGAGCGUUUCGUAUCGAAGAACUGCCAAAACUUUGCGAUUUUGAGAAGCAGUAUAAUAUACGGACCACAAACUAUCUCCCCUGUUCCUAAAUCACUUCCGAUCCAGUGGAUAGAUGGUGCCCUUGCUAAGGGAGAGACGAUGAAUUUCUUUAACGAUGAGUUUCGUUGCCCUGUAUUUGUAAAGGAUCUUGUUUCUAUCAUACAGUUCCUCACUAAUCAAUGGAUCUCGGAGGGUAAGCAAGUCCAGUUGCUUCUAAAUGUCGGCGGACCAGAUAGGGUUUCGCGGGUUCAAAUGGCUGAGGCUGUUGCACUUGUUAGAGGUUAUAGUACCUCGUUAAUUAAACCGGUGCCUUCUUCAUCGGUAUUUUUCUAG